Cynoglossus semilaevis (tongue sole) is the source of this 8076-nucleotide messenger RNA. It is a transcript of the gene kif16bb, whose product is annotated as kinesin family member 16Bb. The transcript is spliced from 21 exons. The record is from RefSeq and is a predicted model, not a curated record. Gene Ontology annotation, molecular function: microtubule binding; ATP binding; microtubule motor activity. Gene Ontology annotation, biological process: microtubule-based movement. Bases 96 to 4292 code for a protein of 1398 amino acids. Lineage: Eukaryota; Metazoa; Chordata; Actinopteri; Pleuronectiformes; Cynoglossidae.
CUCUUUCACGGUUAAUGCGCAGGUGUACUGAUAAUACUUAAAUUAGCUCAAAACCAGAACUCUGACUCGAGCAAAAGUUUUCAAGUUGUGGUAAAAUGGCUUCAGUGAAAGUGGCGGUUCGGGUUCGUCCAAUGAACCAAAGGGAAAAGGGGCUGUCGUCCAAAUCGAUAAUUCGUGUAAGCGGUAGCACCACGUAUAUUCAGAAGCCUCCACAUGUCCGAGGAGAGAAGGUAAAGGAAAGGGUGAAGGCCUUUUCUUUCGAUUUCUCGUACGAUUCAUCUGACAAAGAAAGUGGCGCAUUUGCAAAUCAAGAAAAGGUUUUUAAUGACCUGGGCUCAGAUGUGCUGAAAGCUGCAUUUGAAGGCUUCAACACAUGUGUUUUUGCAUAUGGCCAAACAGGUUCUGGAAAAUCCUUCACUAUGAUGGGCCAUACAGAAGAUAAAGGUGUAAUCCCAAGGAUUGGCGAAGGCUUGUUUGAGGAGAUUGCUCACAAGAGCAAGUGUGAGACCGUGUCAUUUCGUACAGAAGUCAGCUAUUUGGAGAUAUAUAAUGAACGUGUGAGAGACCUUUUAAAGAGGAAUAAGUCACCAUCGGAGGGUGGAAGCCUGAGAGUUCGAGAGCACCCCAAAGAAGGGCCCUACGUGGAGAAUCUUUCCAAGCAUAUCAUACACAACUACAGUGACAUGGAGGUUUUAAUUGACCUGGGCAACGCCAACCGCACCACAGCCAGCACGGCCAUGAACGACCUCAGCAGCCGCUCUCACGCCAUCUUUACCAUCACCUUCAUGCAGGCAUGGUUUGAUACAGACUUACCCCGGGAGACACUGAGUAAGAUCCACCUGGUAGACCUGGCAGGCAGCGAGAGAGCUGAUGCCACCCGCACUACAGGCACCAGGCUGAAAGAAGGUGCCAACAUCAACAAAUCACUCGUCACCCUGGGAAGCGUGAUCUCAACUCUUGCAGAUCUAAGCACAGCAGAGCAGUCCACAAAAACGAAGCAAGUCUUCAUUCCUUACAGAGACUCGGUGCUGACAUGGCUGCUUAAAGACAGCCUGGGUGGAAACUCCAAAACCACUAUGAUAGCAACUGUGUCUCCUGCUGAUGUGAACUAUACGGAGACCCUAAGCACUUUGCGCUACGCCAGCCGAGCUAAAAACAUAGUGAAUGCUCCCACAGUGAACGAGGACGACAGCGUGAAGAUUAUCAGAGAGCUGCAGGCUGAGGUUACCAGGCUCCAAAGGCUACUGGAUGAAGCCAGUCAGACUCCCAGUAGAGAGCUGCCCUCAUCUGUGACAGUAGAGAAGGAGCUGCACCAGAAUGAGGCAAAGGUUCUUGCACUGACCAAGGAGUGGACCAGCAAAUGGACUGAGACUCAAACUAUCCUGCAGGGGGACGCUCUGGCUCUGAGGAAGGAUGGAAGUGGAGUGGUCUUGGACUGCCAGUUACCUCAUUUCAUAGGCAUCGGGAAAGAUCUACUCAGCACUGGCAUCAUUCUGUAUUAUUUGAAAGAGGGGUGGACACAGAUGGGAAGUGACAAGACACAGGAUAUUGUUCUUCAAGGACCUGAGCUACUCGGUGAACACUGUGUUGUUGAGAACUGUGCAGGGGCCGUGACUCUGAUCCCUCAGGAUGGUGCCCUGUGUUCAGUCAAUGGCUCUGUGGUCACCGAUCGCUGCCAGCUGACUCAGGGUAACAUCAUACAGCUUGGAAGUGGAACGAUGCUUAGGUUUAACCACCCAAGUGAAGCAGCCCAGCUCAGAGAAAAACGCCAGAAUGGGCUUAUGUCUGCAUUCAGCCUGUCAUUGACAGACCUGUCCAAAUCUACUGAGAAUCUAUCCAAAGUGAUGCUGCAGAACCCAGGGAUUGUUGAAGACAAAGAGAAGUGUAAUCAUCAGGAGGAGCCCAGGCAGCAGUACCAGGUUAACUUAGCCAGGAGCACUUUGGACAAAAAAAGACAAAAGGAGGAUGGCGAGGUUCCCAGUGAAAAGAAAGAAGAAAAGAUGACGGGGGCACUGGUGGGAGAGACUGGUAACGGUCUGCUGGCUGCUGUAUCUGAAGUGCAGUGCAGCGCUGCCUCAACAGAACUCAGAACUACAGCCAUUGGUGGGAAACAUCCUGUGGCUCUCACUAGUUUUAAGGCGGAUGAAGACAAAAUAGAGGGUGGGGUAAGCACCAGGGAAGUCUACAAUCAGGAGAGAGACUCGUGUCAUAAAUCAAGGCUGCGGCUGAUGUCUGAAAGGCUGUGGAGAAAAGCUCAGAAUGGGGCUACAGUUCCAAGUUAUCAGAAAGAGGAGGUUUGGUCAGGGGAUGCCAGCCUCCAGCAGACAAGUGUCCUGGGCCUGGGUUAUGGAUGUAGCUCGAAGCCAGAGGGGAAUGCUAAUGAGAUCCAAGGUGUUGUGGCUGACUGCUACAAGGGAAGACCUGGCUCUGGUGGGAGCUCAUUAGGCAGCGUGUCCCACCUGCAGAGUGGUGGAGGAACUAGCUCCAUGUCUGUCCUCCCACAGACCGGCACUCAAUCUCAAAUGGACAAAAUGCCUCUCAGCAGUCAGGCGCCCUGUCGUACACCUGAGCAAACAGUCUUCGAGGGGCAAGUCUGCUGCGGAGAGACGAAUGAAUCUGGACAUUUAAAGGAGGUCCCAGGAGCAAACAUGACAGAGACUGAAGAAGCAGCAGCCACAGGUCAAAGAUCAGCGCUGGGCCUUUUUGUCCACAGAGUUUCAUGGAUAGUCCAGGAUGCAGGGCGUCUCCUCCUCAGUCCCAGCACGAUAUUACAGACCUUUAGGAAUGAGGGGCUACAACCUUUUGGGGUCUACCAUGCCAUGUCUCUAGUGCAGGAGAGUAAGGUGGCUUCUCUGGUGAAGAAUAGCCAUGUCUUCUCUAUGGUGAAAAGGAGCUUUGUCUUCUCUUUGUGGAGAGACAAUCAUACAUUUUCUACAGUUGAAGAACCCUUGCCCAUGCAGCACAUUCAGUCGGAGGCUACUCAGUCUCCUCAGCCUGGGGCAACUAACAUGAGUCCAGGAGGCUUUUGUCCAUCCAGCACCAAACUCCCAAACGUUUCAACACAAACUUUAAGCAAAGCAGAGGAGCUUUCAUGUAAUAAACCAAGAAUGCCAAGCAUUUCGACAAACAACUUAAUGAAUUUGUCCAAUAAGCAAGACAUGGCUCUUAUUCAUAUAAAACAAGAAGACACAUCUGUGACAGAAAAAGAUGUGUCUAAGGAAAUAGUUCAGGUGCUGGAGAAAAGCACAACAAAGAGUGACCUGUUUGUAAGCCAAGUGUUGAUACAAUUUCCUGAAUCUCUUUCUCACCUUCAAACACUUCCACUGCAAGACAUACUGAACGUUUUAAAUUCUAUCAUCUCCACAACACUGAUUACCACCCAGAAUAUUGUAGCUCUCUUCUGGCUCAAUGUGGCUAAAUGCAGCCAACCUGAUCCCUGUCCUGCCCUCCUGAUCAUGGCUGAAACUGGUCUUUACACCCUGACCACUGACUCAAAAACCCUUACUUUGUUUCAUUACCUCCCAUUGUUGCAGCUGAAAGAAAUCAACAUAGCCUUAGCAGGACAGAGUCUGCGUUUAAUGGGAACCACAGAGGACAGCAUCCUCGGUGUCUACACUCACAGCCAGAAGAUCACCAAGGAGCUGUGUGUUGUUAUACUUGGUGCCAUCUGCCCCGGGGACAACAGGAUCUCUCAGCAUCCACUGCUUCAUGGAGACUUAAUGAAGAUGUCUCUGGACUGCCAGGUUUAUGUCCCUGACCUCCUGAUGGAUGCUGGUCUGAGGGUUUGUUCUCAGUUUCACAGGAGCCUCGCUGAUCUGAUCUACCUUCUCCAUUGUAACAUGGAUCACACUGGCAUCCCUCUAGGAGACAUACACAUACUACUUUACUUCAGUGUAGCGGCAUGUAUCAGCCCUGACUCUCACUCUGAAUCUCUGAUGCAACUGUUCCUCACCGAUACCUCCUUUGGUCUGGUGCAGGUUGAUACUGUCUUCCACCCGACGCUGUGCUGCGUCACCCUGCAGCCCUACCGUCCACUUUUUUGCAACUUGACUCUUCGCCAACGCUCAGAUGUGCGCUGCGUUCUUCUGCACGAUGAAGACGAGCGUGGAGCUGUCAGACUGGAUGUAAUCCUAGUAAACACGAAGGGCAGGGGUCAUUCUGAAAGCGUCUCCAUAGCAACAAGCCCGCCUGCAAAAGCUUCAAAUUCAGCUCCUCUUGCAGAAGUGUGGAAAUUAACUUUCAGUUGCUCCAGUGAAGCUGCCUUUCUAAUUAAUCACUUGUCAAAUGUCUGAUCAAGGACCGAAAAGCCAGUAAUGAAGACCUCCGCUUGAAGUCUCCCUCACAGUUUGCAGUGAUGAAAGUGAAUUUUACAGACUGUUUUACUGACAGUUUCACUGCUGACAAAGGAAAAUAAUGAACAUUCUGAAGUUUACCAAGUAAGUUGUUUCUCUGUUCACUACCUUUUAAUGUCAGCCCACAUGGCCUCAUAACCACAUUUUAUCUCUUAAAACGUGUUCUGCUUUUUUCUUUUUUUUUUUGUAAAAGAUGUUUAUAUAAUGUUUUAAAUAUUCAUUUCAAUACUGAUUUAAAUAACUAUUUUAAAUGGCAAUCAUUCAAAUACAUUUUGUAUGUCCACUUCCUUCUUUAAAUGUUUUAUAUGAACUGAUAUAAAUGUGUUUAAGAAUAAAGGAGAAAAUAAUUUAUUGUUGCUCUAUUGGAGUUUAUCAUUACAAGUUAGAAUUACAUCAUCUCUCAUUCUGUGCAUUUUUUCCAACAGUAUUUGAAUAUUGUAUUUAAUUAAUUUUGUCCUUGUUUUACCAUUUCUCUCUAUGCCUCUUUGUCAUUGUCUGCUUCACUUAAUGCAUCAUUAUUUUCCUCUAUUACUGAUCUUUACAGUAUCUUUACAGAUGUUUAAUCAGUGGUUAAGGUAUGUAUUCACUAUUUGUUGUUGUUGUGUUUUAUUAAUGUGAAGUUGAUUUAAAGUAAUUAGUUAAAAUUUCAAAGAAGGUUAAGAAAACUUUGUAGCUUAGAAAAGAGCUUGCUGAUACUGAGAGACUGUGAGGUCAAAGGUCCUUACAAAUCGGAGUUCAUCGUUUUCAACCAGUUAUAUAAGACUAAACUUUAUCAUUUUUGCUUCUUAUGAAAAGUCAGUGAUGGGUAAUUUGUAAGAAUUCAGUGCACAAAGGCGAUGUUCUCCCUGUGAUUCUGGAAUGUUUGUAAAACAAAAAACGUCAGAUACAUAACCUUGAAAAAAAUUGACUUCUUGGGAGUUGAAACUGAAUCCUCCUUUUCUGUUUCUGAACUGGCUGACCCCCGUUCACUGUGGAAAUUACAGGGCUGGUUUAAUGCAUCAGACCUCUUGCCUGCUGUAGCAUGAAGGAUGGUAAUUUUGGCUGUGAAUGAACAAACACUUUAUAAUGUUUGAGGCAGUGAUGUGAAAGGCUUAUUUUUUUCCUCCCUGUCGCUUCAGCUCCAGACAGCUAAUUACCAUUCAAUGCAACCACUGUGUAUCAUGUCCUUCUGUGAAUAAAGCACAAAAGCAGACAAAUAAUCUGAGACGCUCUAUAUUCAAACGAAGAUAGUGUCUGGCGUGCAACAAAAAUUUUUCGAACUAUGGAUUAAAUUUUCCGGCAGCUAAUUUUCACAUUACAUCUGGGCAAAAAAUGACACAUUUUGGCAGAGGAUAGUGGGUUUAAUAUUGUCAGCACAAAGAAAGACAGCAAGUAUCCUGCAGAUAAGUCCAUCAAUUGAGGCAGUGUUUGGAACUGCACAGUUGGGAUUUGGUACAUUCAUCUUUUUUUUUAUAUAUAUAUUCUUUUGAAAAUAUACCCAGUGAUUAGACAGACAAUGCAGCCACAUGAUGAUAAAGGAAGACAUUGAACAAAUACUUAGUAGUUCAGUAGUUAUGGCCAAAUCGUUAUACAAAAAUUUGCAAAGCAAACGUAGAAAACAUAAGCAGCCAUAUUUACAGCAUAUAAAGAUGUCUUUGCCACAUAUAUUUUUUUGAGAUUUCAGGCUAGUAUGAAAAAAAUGUGACAAAUUCAGAACAAAACAAAAAAAUUGAAAUAUGAAAAUAGGCUCCACACAUGCUGCUGUAAACAAUAGUUAUACAAUCGGAUAUAACAUAACUUAGACAUUAUGUUGUUAUUAAUGAUCACAAAACAUGUUGGAGUUAAUAGGACUACUACGCACGACAUUUGAACUGUAUGACCUUUUAUUUAACUAGACCUCAACUCUGUCCCAUUUUCUUUAACAGUUACAGGAUCACCUGAAAUCUGUCCUUGACAAGAAAACGAAAGAGUUCUGCACUGCACACAAAAUGACAAUUAUAUAUUUUUAAUCUUUUUAGUGUAUUCUGAAAUGGUAAUAGACACAAACAGUGAUUCACCCUCAUAUUCACACUUGUUGUCAAUUUAGAGUGGACCAUUUAACUUCCUCCAUGUUUUUGUACUUUGAUAUGAAACUAGAGCACCACAGGAUCCGGCCCCUCCUGACACCCCCACACACCAGGAUAACAUGAAGAACAGGAGAACUACUGGCUGUGAGUGGCCAGGAAUGACAGGAUCCAAAAUGAGCAGAUCGGGGAAGCGGCCAAGGUUCAGAGGUUUGAAAACAAGAUCUGGUUUAAGGAGAGAGGAUUGGCACAAAAGAAGACUAAUGGACAUGUUGGAGACGGGGCCACGAGCUGGAGACAUGGUUAGUGUUUUUACCCUAGAGCACAAACAUUGCUGCUCUGCUCUCUGUCACUAAUGGUCUCUCUGUAUUAGGUUUGCAUGUUCCUCCUGUGCGCACGUUUUCCUCAGGCAGUGUUUCCCCAAAACAUCCAGGCUCUCCUUAAUGCUUCACUCUAAAUUGACUGUAGGUGUGAAUGUGAGUGUGAAUGUUUUCUUUCUACAGUACAUGAGGUCCUGUGAUGGACUGAUGAACAUUGUAGGAUUAACUCAGCCCUCACCCAGUGAAUGCUGGGAUUUUCACCAAGUGGACAGAACCCUGCUUUGAGUAAUGUUUAGAGGUUUGCUGUCAUCGUAUGUGGCUCAGUAUAAAUAGACACAACUGUGGCUGUUGAACUUGUGUUUCUACUUGUCAAUGCACAUCAUGUUAGCCCAGAACACUCAGCAAACACUUGUCUGGCACAUUUCUAUUUUAGCAGCAGCUGCCUUUAAACUCCUGCAAUGAUUAAUGCUCAUUCAAUCUGGACUCCAGUCUGUGGGGUGCUGUUAAGUUAGAUUAGUAAAUUGUCCAUAAGAAUAGUCUCUUUUCACAGCCAUUCAGAGCACUCUUCAGUUCUUGUUGCAUCUGAGGGAGGAAUAGUUAACUUUAAUGCAGGACUGUGUUAGAUUGCUCACGGUACAACAUGUGCUGAGUUUAUGUUAACUAUAACCAAGAGCCCUGUAAAUGCACACAUGCCACAUGUAAUGUGUGGAGUUAUAUUCACGAUAUCACAGUCUUAGGCCAAGUCUAAGUCAAAAGCAUCAAAGAAAAGGUCAUAUGCGGUUAACGUUGAUACACAUAUUGCAAUUUGAGAAUAAAUGCUGUAAAGGAUGGCUGUAAGAAAUGUUUUUUUCAGUUUGCAGUUUUAUUAUAGGUCACUUAAGUUUAAGUGGUUUAUAUCCAGUUUAGGAAAGAAAGAAUUUCAAUGGAGUCUUAUUCAGCAUUUCCUGUGUUUUUAAGUUUAAAUCUUUAUCAUCGUGAGUCACUGUAGUCGAGUACAUCAUGGUUAAGUACUGUACACUGAGGAGCUGGAUCACUCAUGAUGAAGCUCUCUUUUGUCCACAUGAUGGUUUGCCUUCACCUUCUUACACCGGUCUGACAAACAAAAGUUUGGUUUUAAAACACAGUUUAAAGAAAUGUUCAUAUUGUGCUCCUAAUUAUUGUCGUCUUUUACAACGUUACUGGUUCCAUGACAAAGAAGGUUAAGCAAUUUACUCAAAUCAGAAUUAGAAUGGCACAGAACGGCCUGAAACCCCACACCUCGGUGUAAUCGUGUGUAAUUGUUAUUGAUCAACAGCGUUAUCACAGCAUUGUCGAUGUAGCAUUGUCUUUGGGAGGAACAGAAAAAAAAAAAAAACAAAACAA